AUGCCUCCGAAGACUUCCCGCAAGGCUGUCACGGAGAUCACGCCGGAUCCGGAUACUCCGCUGGUGGUCACGCCUACGGUACCUGUUGGCACAGACAGCGAAGGAUUGAAGGAUGAGACGGAACUCCCGUCAACCAAGGACGCAACGGUGGCUGGCUCCUCUGGUCUCUCUGCGGAAAGCAAGGCUGAAGUUCCAGCUUUUGGAGAUGAGCUUCAGGACGAUUCUGAUGACGAGCUCGACAUUGACUUCAAGACUGAUGAGCUCUGUAAUCUGCGUCACACGGCUAUCCUGCUGAUUCCUUUUAUGCUCGCUCAGGAACUUGCCUCGGUGGUCUCGACGGUCAAGGUGCUGAUGAAGCGGGUCUGGUGCAACGUUCUUUCUGCUGACGCUGCUGACUCCGCGAAGUUUCAGAUCCUGCAACCGGCUUACAUCGCGAAGAUCCGCUUCUGCAGACUCCAAGUCUCGUUCCUGUUGGAGGGUGACGCGCAUGGAGUACGUCAGUUUGAGGUGGACUAUCAGAGGGUGAACGGCAAGCUUGUCAGGCUCUGUUGGCAGCACACGGACAACCUGGCGUUCGUCAGGGAGAGAUCUACCAACCCGCUGGCGGUCGAGGUUGUCCUCCGCAAUGUCUCCGCUUCGGUCACCCCCGAAGCACUGCAGCGUAUGCUCGUUCAUUACAAGCUGAAGUCCACUGCCUCCGUAAAGCUGAAUCAGCUGACCCUCCCCAUCCUGCGAGACCCUGCGAUUGCUCUCAUCUCCACCGGGGGACAGAGGGAGGAGUGGUUGUGCACUCAGAUGGGAUGCAAGAAGGCACACGGCGCGUCCUUCAUGGAAGCUCUCGAUCAUGUCCGAUCUGCGAAUCAUCUAUCGCACCUCGAGAAGCUUGGCACAGCCACCAGACUCACCUUAGAGAAGGCAAGCCUCAGUGUCAUUUUGAAAGACUAUGGGUUUCAGAACUCCAGCGGCUCGGUCGCAUCUCAGCAGCAGCGUCGGUAG
Molecule: messenger RNA, 996 nt
Organism: Closterium sp. Naga37s-1
Lineage: Eukaryota; Viridiplantae; Streptophyta; Zygnematophyceae; Desmidiales; Closteriaceae
Source: the annotation of a GenBank genome assembly